Messenger RNA from Alnus glutinosa, 3179 nucleotides. Its product is annotated as 5'-3' exoribonuclease 4-like. Lineage: Eukaryota; Viridiplantae; Streptophyta; Magnoliopsida; Fagales; Betulaceae. Gene Ontology annotation, biological process: nuclear-transcribed mRNA catabolic process. Gene Ontology annotation, molecular function: 5'-3' RNA exonuclease activity; RNA binding. The transcript is spliced from 26 exons. The record is from RefSeq and is a predicted model, not a curated record. Bases 28 to 2925 code for a protein of 965 amino acids. Gene Ontology annotation, cellular component: nucleus.
AGAAGGAGAGAGAGAGAGAGAACUCAGAUGGGUGUGCCGUCGUUCUACCGGUGGUUGAAAGACAAGUACCCGAACGUUGUGGUUAAAGCUACUGAAGAUGAAGGAGAGUGCAUCAACACCUCCUUGCCAAUCCCUAAUGGCAUAGAGUUUGAUAAUCUCUACCUCGAUUUGAAUGGCAUUAUCCACCCCGGCUUAUGCCCCGAGGAUCAACCUAGCCGUCCAGAAACGUUCGAAGAUGUAUUCAAUAAUAUCUUUGACUACGUUGACAACCUUUUCAGCAUCGUACGACCACGGAAGUUACUUUAUAUGGCGAUAGAUGGAGUUGCUCCAUGGGCCAAAAUGAAUCAACAACGAUCUGGACGUUUUCGGACUAUUAAGGCAAGGGAAAGACAUGAUGCCGAGAUAGAGAGGCUAAUGAGAGAGUUUGUAAUGGAAGGAAAACCGGUUUAUGAUCUUCUUCAUAAAGACGAAUCUGAAGUUAUUUUAGAUUCCCAUAUGAUCACUCCAGGCACAGAAUUUAUGUACAAAUUUUCCAAGGCCCUCAGAAGCUAUGUUAUUUCACGUACAAAAAGUGAUCCAGGCUGGAGGGACAUCAAGGUUAUUAUUUCUGAUGCCAAUGUUCCUGGUGAGGGCGAACAUAAGAUAAUGUCUUUUAUUCGCCAGCAGCGAAACGUUAGUACUGGAUAUAAUCCAAAUACGAGGCACUGCGUCUGUGGUCUGGACGCUGAUCUGAUAAUGCUUGCUUUAGCAACACAUGAAGUUCAUUUUUCCAUUUUGAGAGAGGAGCCUCCAACAAUCGAUGAAAGUUCAGUGAAGAAAAGGGCAUGGUUUAAAAAGCCUUUUGAGUUUGUACAUGUAUGGAUUCUGCGGGAAUAUUUGGAGCUUGACAUGAAAAUAUCUGACCCCCCACCCAAUCUGGAGAUAGAUCUUGAGCGGAUAGUUGAUGAUUUCAUUUUCAUGUGCUUUUUUGUGGGCAAUGAUUUCCUACCCCGUAUGCCUUCCUUAGAAGUUCAUGAGGGUGCUAUUGAUUUAUUGAUGACUGUUUACAAGAAGGAGUUCAAGAACUUUGGUGGCUAUCUACUUGACAUGAGCAGGCUUUCUGAUUCUGAAGAUAAAAGAAACGGAUAUAUAAACCUCUCCAGAGUCGAGAAGUUCAUUCUUUUAGUUGGCUCCUAUGAAGAUAAAAAUUUCAAGAAAAGAAUAUAUCUUCGCGAGCGCCAACUUAGAUACCUUUGCAAUGAUUCAAAUAAACAAGAUGAACAUGAAGGUCAUGCAUUAUCCAGUGAGAAAGCUCCUACUUCCAUAGAUUCAGCAGAUAUUUCUGAACAAGAUGAACAUGAAGGUCAUGCAUUAUCCAGUGAGAAAGCUCCUACUUCCAGAGAUUCAGCAGAUAUUUCUGAACAAGAUGAACAUGAAGGUCAUGCAUUAUCCAGUGAGAAAGCUCCUACUUCCAGAGAUUCCGCAGAUAUUUCUGAACAAGAUGAACAUGAAGGUCAUGCAUUAUCCAGUGAGAAAGCUCCUACUUCCAGAGAUUCAGAAGAUAUUUCUGAAAUUGAAAAAAACACAUACGAGUUGAUAGAAAAGUACAAUGAUAAUCUUCUCAAGAGCAUUGACCUAUUUAAGAAUGGUCAAUUCGUAGACAAAGUGAGACUGGGGACUGCUGGCUGGAAAGAAAGAUACUACAAAGAGAAAUUUUCUGCAAACACCUGGAGGGAUAUUGAAAGCCUAAGAAAAGAACUUGUAAAGAAGUACACUGAAGGACUAUUGUGGGUUCUUCUGUAUUAUUUUUCAGCAGUCCCAUCAUGGUCAUGGUUUUACCCAUACCACUAUUCACCAUUUGCGUCAGAUUUGAAGGGCCUUGCUGAGGUCAGCGUAGAGUUUCAAAAGGGUUCCCCAUUAAAACCAUUUGAUAACCUAUUGGCUGUACUACCCCUAAAGAGUGCUCAUGUGCUUCCCAAAGUUUACCAGGCUCUGAUGACAGAUGAUGAGUUCAAGCUUAUUGAUUUUUAUCCUACUGAUUUUGAUAUCGAUCUGGAUGGAAAACGUUUUCGGCGGCAGGGAAUCUACAAGCUCCCAUUCGUAGAGGAAAAACGCCUUCUAUCCGAAACCAAAGAAUUAGAGAGUGGUCUACUGGAGGAUGAAGCAUUGAGGAACAGAAACAAUGUUGAUCAAUUAUAUGUGAGUAGCACACACAAGUUGGCAUCGCAAAUUUUGUCACUUACUCCACAUGAAAACGAAGUGGUUGAGAUCGAUACCAGUAUGAGUGUUGGUAUUUCCGGUUAUAUUCAUCUUCCUAACGAGGAUACUGAAAUAGUUCACAGGGAACUCCGUAACAGCAUUGAAGAGAACAGUGUCUUAUGUGUGUCUUUUGAGAUGUGUGAUGAUGUGCAUAUUCCCGGCUUACUUGAUGGUGUUAUCCUUCCAAUUAAGAGUAUUACCGAAGAAGAUAUUUUAGAAACAAAACUCUGGCAUGGAUUCUAUAGUAACAAACCCUCCAACAGAUUGCAGUACGAAAGUUGUAGAAAAUCAUAUAGUAGCACGGAUUCUGCUUCAAGCAUCUCCCCUAAGAUGAUACAUGAAGGCUAUCAGAGUAGAUUUACUACAGAUUCAUCUUCUGAGGUGAUAUAUAAAGGGGCUGGUGUUGGAUGGGGUGCUGGUAGAGGAAAAGUGAAUGAUACUUCCAAUAUAAACAAACAUAUUGAGAGUAGAGAAAGAGUCAUAUUACCUAGAAAUGGUGAAACAUCUGGCGCAAACAAUGUGCGGCAGCAGAGAAUAAAUUUCAGGGAUCCUAGUCAUCAAGGGAGGGGACAGCACGGUGCAACAGUUUCUCCGACUUCCUCUUGGAAACACAGUUCUGCUACCAGCUCUGUGCAGGGCCGUGGCAGAAGCCGACAUUCUUCUGUCGAGGAAAGUGGCAGCCACUGAAUGUACAUUUUUCUGACAUUCUUCCAACGAUGCGGGGGUCAUUACAUGUGCUAAUCAAGUGCUUUGUAACAUAUACCUUUUCUGAUUUCAAGUUUCUUUGACUGAGACUCAUGUGCUAUGACAUGUCUUAGUUGCUACAUUUGUAACUGAUCUCAUUUCCGGAAAGGCCCUUCAUGCAUGUAAAAUGAUUGAUGAUGUGAUCGUCAGAUGCUUAUUUCUUUUUGGCUGAAAGUUCUUAGCGGUUAGCACUAAAA